Molecule: messenger RNA, 1419 nt
Organism: Guillardia theta CCMP2712
Lineage: Eukaryota; Cryptophyceae; Pyrenomonadales; Geminigeraceae
Exons: 8
Coding region: 1-1419 (472 amino acids)
Source: RefSeq, a predicted model, not a curated record
AUGUCUCUUCCCUUGUCGUCUGCUCCGGGGACAGAGAAAACCAGCCUGCUUGCCGCCCCAUUAGCCAAGUCGAAACUUUCGAAAGCUGGUAGACGAGAGUUUGGUUUCCCCGUGCAAGUUGAGAGGAGGAGAGGAGGAGAGGAUGUGUUGAGUGCUCCGAAGCAUCGAACACUAAGAAGGCUGAUGGCUCUCGCUGUCGCCCUCGCCGUCACUUAUUCUCUUCCUAGCACAGCGCAAGCUGUCCAAGAGGAACUCGUCCACAUCUCCAGCAUCGACAUGCGACAAACUGUCGCCUUCCUAAUGGGAUCUAGUGCUUUUGGGCUGUGGGCUGAGAAAUACACAAGAAUAGGAGGUAUUGUAUCGGGAGCCAUGGUCACCUUCUUCACGUCAAUGCUCAUGUCAAGCUUUGGCUUACUCUCAGCGUCCACAUCGCAUCCUGCCUACACUGUGGUUUGGGCACAUUUGAUUCCACUCGCGAUGUGCCAGAUGAUGCUGGGGUUAGACAGAGAAGACAUAAGGACAACAAUGAGCACCUCGACGAGUAUGUUGAAAGCCUUUGGAGUUGCAAGCAUUGGUACAGUCGUCGGGGCGAUGGUUGCAUUCUUCUGUAUAGGGAUUCCUGAUGCCUGGAAGUUCGCAGCGGUGUUCACGUCUACCUACGUCGGCGGGACCAUGGACAGCCUUACCUCUCGCGUGCAGAACUUUAUCGCCACUGCCGACGCUGUUCGGGUGACAGCACUGAGAGAUCCAGCCUCCCUCGCUGCAGCUUUUUCGGCAGAUAUGAUUCAAAUGGCUGCAUACUUUGCGAUUCUUUUCUACAUCGGGAGAAAACACCAGAAGAAGGAUGGGCCGAGAGAAGAGGCGUCAGUUGCUGCAAAGGCCAAAAUGGAACCAGCACCUUCCAUUGAAGGUUUUGCAAGUUGCCAAGCAGCAGGAGCAGCAAUCUGUCUGCUUGCGUAUCAAAUGGCUAGAUAUGUGAAGGCAUUUGACGCUGGUGUACCAAUAGCAACAGCACUUUCUAUGUUAGCAGCUUUCACGCUUCCGCAGAAGUUCAGGGAAUCUUGGUCCUCGUCUUCGCGACUCAUGGGAACUCUGCUCCUUCAAGUCUUCUUUGCCACGAUUGGAGCCACGACUGAUCUACGAGCGCUCUUUUCUUUCGGCGCAAUCGCUCCUCUGCUGCUAUUCGUAGCUGUAAUUCUAGCUGUACACGGAGCAACGAUGGCGCUACUUGGGCGGCGAUUAUUGAAAAUUGACGUGCGAGACCUCCUCCUGGCGUCAAACGCUGCGAUAGGAGGUCCUGCGACAGCUGCCGCCAUGGCCGGGGUGAUGGGCUGGACCGAGAAGAUUUCAUCAGCUGUCUUGACUGGCACGAUCGGAUAUGUCAGCCAAUGUGCCGACCUGCCACACGAAGAAGCCUAA